This is a messenger RNA of Papaver somniferum (opium poppy), 1646 nucleotides long. RefSeq names its product triacylglycerol lipase 1-like. The record is from RefSeq and is a predicted model, not a curated record. Bases 38 to 1309 code for a protein of 423 amino acids. The transcript is spliced from 10 exons. Gene Ontology annotation, molecular function: hydrolase activity, acting on ester bonds. Gene Ontology annotation, biological process: lipid metabolic process. NCBI's taxonomy places the organism in Eukaryota, Viridiplantae, Streptophyta, Magnoliopsida, Ranunculales, Papaveraceae.
CAUAGGGAAACAUGCUAUUUCUGGGAAGUGGCAGAAAAUGGGGAGGAGAGUGAUGUUAAUGGAGAUUUUCUCACUUUACAUCUUCUUCUCCUUCAUGUUUAAUGGAUUCUUUUUGGGAAAGAGUGAUUUAUGUACCAAAGAAGUCAAUCUCCAUCGUCGAUUAAGUAAUGAAGGUUUAUGUUCUCAGUUGAUUCAACCUUCUGGUUAUCCAUGCUCUGAACACAUCACUCAAACAAAAGAUGGUUACAUAUUAGGCAUUCAACGUGUAUCGUCAAGUAAUGGAGCUGUACAAGCUAACUCCGGUCCUCCAAUUCUCCUUCAACAUGGACUUUUUCAGGGUGGUGAUGCUUGGUUUUUGAAUUCCGCGGAGCAAUCAUUAGGCUUCAUUCUUGCCGAUCUUGGUUUUGAUGUUUGGGUUGGGAAUGUACGCGGUACUCGUUGGAGCCAUGGACAUAUCUCCUUAUCUGAGAAGGAUGAGGAAUUCUGGGAUUGGAGUGGGCAGGAAUUGGCUUUAAGUGACCUUGUAGAAAUGAUCAACUAUGUAUAUUCAGUAACAAGUUCAAAAAUGUACUAUGUGGGGCAUUCACAGGGAACCAUCAUGGCUCUAGCUGCUCUCUCCCAAACAGAUAUAGUGAAGAAGGUUGAAGCUGUUGCUCUUCUUUGCCCCAUAUCUUAUUUGGGCCAUAUUAGUGCUGAAUUUGUACUUAGAGCAGCUGGCACACAUCUGGAUCAGAUGAUCUUGGCUAUGGGAGUCCAUCAGCUCAAUUUUCGAAGUGAAGUUGGUGUUCGCUUAGUAAAUUCAAUAUGUGAAGGCCAUAUAGACUGUAACGAUUUGCUAACUUCUCUAACAGGGAAGAACUGCUGCUUCAACAAUUCGCAUGUUGACUUCUAUCUUAAGUUUGAACCACAUCCAUCAUCAGCAAAAAAUUUGAACCACCUUUUUCAAAUGAUCCGCAAAGGUAAAUUUGCAAUGUAUGACUAUGGAUUAUGGGGCAACAUCAAACGAUACGGUUUAUUCCAACCCCCGGCGUUUGACAUCUCAGCAAUACCAACUUCUUUGCGAAUAUGGAUGGGUUACGGGGGUAACGAUGCCUUAGCAGAUGUGACUGAUCUGGAGCAAACUGUUAAUGAAUUGAAGUCUAGGCCGGAAUUGCUGUAUCUUGAGAAAUAUGGCCACAUCGACUUCAUAUUGAGUGUAAAUGCUAACGAAGAUGUAUACAUCCAUAUGAUCGACUUCUUUAGGAUACCAGAGGAAGUAGGUUCGUCUCAACAAUCAGGAAGUAAGAUAUCAAAGCAACUUAAUCGUUGAUUUAGAGGAGACUGGUCGAGUAUGUUCUUCGUACGCUUUCUUGGAACCUAUUUGUACAGAUUGUGGAAGGGUCAGAAUUGGAUGUCAGGUUAAUCGAAAUUUGUUGAACAAGGUCGGCGCUAAUGGCAGGUGAGCUAUACUGUUAGAGGAGCUGUUUAAUGAGAUUGAUCUUCAGGACCUUUGCAUCUACGAGCUGCCACGUAAGCCUGAAAUUCGAGUUUCUAGAUGGUAUUUAUCUUUCUGUUUUUUGAGUUAGUAACUUCUCUCAAGCACCUUGAAGACUGUUUGUAUCAUGACAAUUCCAUUUAAGUAUAGAUGUAGCAGAAUUUGAUGUGAA